UGGGUCGCCCCCGGGGAGGUCCUCCCGUGCGCGCCCCUCGGCAGGCAGCACACAGAGACACAGGGGGUCGCGGGACACAGGCAGCAGAGAUGAAGCUCAGCGUGGCCCUCUUCUUCGCCGGCUUUUUCGGGGCCCUGGCGGCCGUGUUCUUCCUGCUCUCCUUCGGGACGGAUUACUGGCUCCUGGCGUCCGAAACCUGCGUCCCAGACCCCAGUGGUACCAGCGGGCCGGGUGGAGUCCUUCUCGAGAGAGGGGAUAUGGUGGUUACCCCAGAGGGUCAGGACACUACAACCUUCUACCAUGAAGGCUUCUUCUGGAGGUGCUCCUUUGGGGGGAAGCUGGAAGAGGACACCAUGUGGAAGUUCUGGUUCACCAAUCAGCCCCCCUCCAAGGAGUGCAUGCACGCCUACCUGUUUCCCUUUCCUGUCUCUGAGCAGACCCACAAUGCCACAGCCCACGACUCUGCCAUCAUAUACAGAGGCUUCUGGAGCAUCUUCAUGCUGGCGGGUGUGGUUGCAGUGGUGUUGGGUGGCUUCAUAAUCAUCUGUGCAGCCCCAUUUGCCAGUCACCGGCUCUACAAAGCAGGGGGAGGCCUCUUCGUAGCUGCUGGUCUUUUCUUCCUGGCUGUCGUGGUGAUGUUCGUGAUCUGGGUGCAGGUUUUGGAUGAGGUGGAUCAGUACGUGGCGCACCAGCGUGCCACCCUGUGUGAUGACUUCCAGCUCAGCAUCCGCUACGGCCUGUCCUUCAUGCUCGCCCCUGUGGGCAUCUUCUUCAGCCUCCUGGCGGGGCUGCUCUUCCUCCUGAUUGGUCGGUCGGUGCAGCUGCAGUACAGUUAAGCCCCUCCCCCCAUUUUAAGCCAUGUGAUUGGUGGAGGCUGGUUCCGGGGGCGGUUCUUCGUAACAUCUAAUGGCACUUGGUGCAGAAACAGGUUGGAGGACCUGUGGAAGGUUUGGGAUCAUUGCACAUAGGUUUUGGAGGUGUGCUUUAAAGCUAUGACUGUUACUUGACCGCCCGGUGUGCUUUACAGUCUGGUUAUGUUAUGGUACUGUUGCAAUCGUAGUGCAAAGUAGUCCCCUUGUUGCUCUUUGGUGGUUUUCAUGUUGUAAAAUACACAAUUCUACAUAUGCAUCCUUUAU
Messenger RNA from Megalops cyprinoides (Indo-Pacific tarpon), 1136 nucleotides. It is a transcript of the gene tmem182a, whose product is annotated as transmembrane protein 182a. The transcript has 5 exons. Gene Ontology annotation, cellular component: membrane. The record is from RefSeq and is a predicted model, not a curated record. NCBI's taxonomy places the organism in Eukaryota, Metazoa, Chordata, Actinopteri, Elopiformes, Megalopidae. Bases 90 to 836 code for a protein of 248 amino acids.